Messenger RNA from Monodelphis domestica (gray short-tailed opossum), 3590 nucleotides. The record is from RefSeq and is a predicted model, not a curated record. NCBI's taxonomy places the organism in Eukaryota, Metazoa, Chordata, Mammalia, Didelphimorphia, Didelphidae.
CUCGGGCAGCAGGGCUGACCCAGGAGUGAACUUGGUGCCCGCGGAACCUGGAAAGAGGAACGGAGAGUUACUUGCGGUUGGAGGCGCAGGAGCGGCAGGGAUAACGGCGAAGGGAGGAUGCCUCGGUCUUUCCUCGUGAAGAGCAAGAAGGCUCACAGCUACCAUCAGCCGCGCUCGCAGGACCAGGACUAUGACCUCUGCCUGGAGAAUGUGCUGGCGCAGAUCAGUGCAGACAGCAAGAUGCCAGGGGACUCAAGCCCAGGGCCUUCGGAACCUGAGCCCCAAGGACCCAUCUCCCCCAUCUCCCCGGCGUCCCAACUGACAGAGACCCCGGAGGCAGUCUCAGUUUCUCCAGCUAGCUGUGAGGGGAGCGUCUGUGAUAGAAGUUCUGAGUUCGAGGAUUUCUGGAGGCCCCCUUCGCCUUCCGCAUCUCCAGCUUCCGAGAAGUCCGUGUGUCCCUCCCUGGACGAGGCGCAACCUUUCCCGGUGCCCUUCAAGCCCUACUCGUGGAACAGCCUGGCAGGCUCCGACCUGCGGCACCUGGUGCAGAACUACCGGCCCUGCCAUGCCCUAGAACGAGGCGCCGGCCUGGGCCUCUUCGGCGAGCGGAGUCCAGAGCCGGGCGCUGCAGCCUCCCUCUACAGUCCGGAACGGGGCUGCGGCGGUGGCGGGGCCGCUGAGGGGGGCGGCGGCGGCGGCAGCGGCGGCCCCGGCCUGGGUCUCUACAGGGACUUUGGUUCGGCGGCGGCGGCGGCGGCGGCGGCAGCAGCGGCGGCAGCCCGCUUGUACGAGCGCCCAUCGCAGGCGGGCAGUCUCUACCCGGACAAGGGCUCGGGCCUCAAGGUGGAGUCCGAGUUGCUGUGCACGCGCCUCCUGCUCAACAAUGGCUCCUACAAGUGUAUCAAGUGCAGCAAGGUGUUCUCCACCCCCCACGGCCUCGAGGUGCACGUGCGCAGAUCCCACAGCGGCACGAGACCCUUCGCGUGCGAGAUGUGCGGAAAGACCUUUGGGCACGCGGUGAGCCUGGAGCAACACAAGGCCGUGCAUUCGCAGGAACGAAGCUUUGAUUGUAAGAUCUGUGGCAAAAGUUUCAAGAGGUCCUCCACUCUCUCCACUCACCUGCUCAUCCACUCAGACACCAGACCCUACCCCUGUCAGUAUUGUGGGAAGAGAUUCCACCAGAAAUCGGACAUGAAGAAACACACCUUUAUCCACACAGGUGAGAAGCCCCACAAGUGCCAGGUGUGUGGGAAAGCAUUCAGCCAGAGCUCUAAUCUCAUCACCCACAGCCGAAAGCACACGGGCUUUAAACCCUUUGGCUGCGAUCUGUGUGGGAAAGGCUUCCAGCGAAAGGUGGAUCUCCGGAGGCACAGGGAGACACAGCACGGGCUGAAGUGAGUUCAAGUCCGGAUGCUGAAGCAUCAGUCAACACUAGUGGGAACAGACCCUCCUUUUCUGCCUCAGCCUCCCCCAGGUCCCUGCGUCCGUCUCUAGCCCUCAUCUUCUACUUUUCUUACAGACCAGAGAUCUAAUGGCUUCUACUUACUUCCCUCGAGUACCCAGAAGGCGCUUCUGCAGCUUUUUAAAAACGAUUUUAGCCCAAAGUGGAAGCUAAAGGACUCAUGUUUUUGGAAACACUGGACAAGCUUCUGUUCCUGAAACUCAAGCAGGAAUCAGGCAAAUUCUGCCACCCCCUACCUCUGCCCGCCCCUAUAUCCUUCCGUGGGGCAAAGGAGCCCUCCAGCUAGAAUCUGCUCUUCCCUCCACCUUCCCCAGAUCCUUCCACUAAGUUUCGAAUAACAGAAGGACGCCCAGCUUACACAGCGACUGGAUUUCUAGUUUUUAAGGAAACGGGAAUGAGUGAGCCGCGUUCUUACUCCUUUUUCUUUCGUGGAGUUUCCCCAAGGCUCCAUUUCCUUCCAAGGUGACUAAACUAUGUAGAAGCACCCCAGGCAGCCCUCUGUGCACUUGAAGACUUGUUCCCAAGCGGGAAGGACGGCUACUGUGGGCUACUUAUAAAGCCACCGGCUCUCCCGAGCUAAGGAAGAAGGCAUGGCUUGUGUGGAAGAAUUACUGGACCAAGGACUCUCCCAAAGAACAGCGUCCUCCUCUUGGAGAAUCGAGGGCUGUAUUUGAGAGGGGGAGCUAAGAGGGACAGUCCAAAGCCCUGGCUCUCCAGGAUGGGGGACAGAACGACCAGGAUGGCCCUUGGAGAGGCAGUGAGUGCCACUGAGGCCAGGGCGCUGCUGUCUUUUCUAGAGGGGCUGGAAAGGAGCUGAAAGACUCUCACGGCCAUGUUUGUGCUGGUUUUUGUUUUUGAUUCUUAAGCCCAUCUUUGUUAAAACCUCUGGAUCUUCAGGGGAGUAUGGCUGGUGGACUCUGCCUUUAACAUGCUCGUCUGCGACUUCAGGAAGAAUGGGGUGUUUACUUUGACAUGGUUUGGCAGUGUCUGUAGAUGUUAUGGAGUGCUCAUGUUUAUUAAUACAUAUUUAUUAGAAUAACUUUUAAAUUAAUAAAGUAUUAGGAAUGUAUACAUGAAUUUUUAUUAAGCCAGUGGCAAGGGAGGGUGAUAAGACAUGGAGGAAAAUUCAGCUUUGACUGAAGAAAAGGAGCUAGUGGAAUCCGGAGGAAAAUAAGCUAAUUUCAGAAUAUUAAUGGUGAAGCUCAAGCUGUCAUCUGGAAAAGAUUGUCUGGUGGUUGCUAUUUUUUUUUAAACCCUCGCCUUCUGCCUUGGAGCCAAUACUGUGUAUUGGCUCCAAGGCAGAAGAGUGCUAAGGGUUAGGCAGUGGGGGUCAAGUGACUCUCCCAGGGUCACACAGGUGGGAAGUAUCUGAGGCCAGAUUUGAACCUAGGACUUCCAGUGUCUCUAGGUCUGACUCUCAAUCCACUGAGCCACCCAGCUGCCCCCAUGGUGGUUGCUGUUUUUAUGGCAUUUCAAAAUAUACAAAAAUACUUUCUGCAGGGAGCAGCUAGGUGACUCAGUGGAUUGAGAGCCAGGUCUGGGUUCAAAUUUGACCUCAGACACUUCCUGGCUAUGUGACCCUGGGCAAGUCACUUAUUCCUCAUUGCCUAGCCCUUAGCACUCUUCCGUCUUGGAAUCAAUAACCAGUUAUUACUGAUUCUAAGACAGAAGGUAGAGGUUUAAAAAAUACUCUCUGCAUAUUUAUUUUCUCACUUAAUCCUCAAACUCUAUGAGAUUUCCCCCCUAGAAGCUUAGAGAGGUGGAAUAAUUUGCUCAUAGACAUACAAGAGUUAUUCGGGGACAGGAUUUGAAAUGUGGUACUGCAAGGAGUGAUAGAUUUGGGUGGAAUUAAUGGCCCUGGAUUCAAAUCCCAGGUUUGCCUCUGCCUUAGCUGUGUGAUCCUGAUGUUGCCCAUAACCUCUUUGCCUCAGUUUCUUCAUCUGUACAAUGUGGAAAAUAAUAGUACCAACUUCCAUAGGAUUGUUGUAAAAGUCAGUGAGAUGACAGGGAAAGAAAGCACUUUGUAAAUGCUAGCUAUUAUAUUGUCUUGAGCAAGUCACUUAAAUCGCCCUUGGCUUCUGUUUCUUCAUGUACAAAAUAAAGCAGUUGGAUUAGCUGCUCUCUAAAA